Seriola aureovittata is the source of this 3051-nucleotide messenger RNA. Its product is annotated as vascular cell adhesion protein 1-like. Bases 16 to 1281 code for a protein of 421 amino acids. Lineage: Eukaryota; Metazoa; Chordata; Actinopteri; Carangiformes; Carangidae. The transcript has 5 exons. Gene Ontology annotation, molecular function: integrin binding. Gene Ontology annotation, biological process: cell-cell adhesion. Gene Ontology annotation, cellular component: membrane. The record is from RefSeq and is a predicted model, not a curated record.
AAAUUCACUUGAGUCAUGGAGAGUCUUGUGGAUAUCUGCCGCCCCCUCAGCUUCUUUUGGGACAAUCUCAAGCUCAAAUCGCUUUUAGUUUCGGUCUCGGACACACUUUGUGAUCGGCGCUGGUCUCGUACACUUCGCUCCCCGGACAGCUCUCUGUUUGCUCAGAAAAACGGGAAAACAAUGUUUUGCUGUAGAAUAUUUUUGGUUGUUUCUUUGGCGAAUUUCCUUCGCGACCUCCAUGUGUCCAGCUGUGAUCCAAGCUGUGCAGAGAAACCUGAGUUCACUCCUUCCAGACUGGUGGUGAAGUAUGGUGACGCAACCUCUGCCAGAUGCUCCGUGUGCGAGUCCUGCUCAAAAAACAUUUAUAAUUUGGAAAGAGCUCUGGGAAGCCAUACAAUAAAUGGAACCACAAUUGUAUGGAAGGUUGAAAAGAUGACUGAAUGGGACACAAAUACAAUGUGCUAUUUUACUAAUGAUACUACUAAUCAUCAGUGUUGCACCACCCUGCCUAUAACUGUGUACAAGCCUCCAGACCGUGUCUCCAUCAGCUUUCUUAAUCACACUGGGCCGAUGUUCAUGGGCCAUGACUACGCUCUGCAGUGUGAAGUACAGAACGUUGCUCCUGUUGAAAAGCUCAGUGUGACGUUCUACAGAGGACAAACAGCACUGACUCAACUACAGUCCAACAACACACACAAGAAACCAGUGACUGAGAUCUUCUCUCUGAGCAUCACCCCCAGAAAAGAAGAUAAUGGAGUCCAGUACUGGUGUGAGGCCAAGCUGGAACUGGGACCUGAAGGACCAGAGCUCCCUCCACUGGUGACAUCACAAAGAGCCACUGCCACUGUUUUCUAUAAACCUCAUCUAGAGACAUCAGAUCCAGAGACUGUCACCAUCACAGAGGGGCAACGUCUACAACUGAACUGCACGUCUGUGGGAAACCCCAGCCCCUCAUACACCUGGAAAAUCCCUCCAGCUAGUCCUUCCCCCUGGAAUAGCAGCGUUAUCACUAUCGAAUCUGUAACUUUUGAGCAUGGAGGCUGGUACACCUGUGAUGUUCGCAACAGCGUGGGGAAAAUCACUGUGAUGUAUAAUGUGGAUGUCAAAGCCGACAUCACCCCAUACAUUAUAUAUGGGGGAGUAGGAGGUGGGCUUCUGCUUAUCUUCUUCACAACGAUAGUAUUAAUCCACUGCUACAAACACAACCGAAUGGGACAAUACAAUCUGAAGGACGUUUUUCGUUUGCACACACGACACGUUGCUGUGCCCAUCACAGAGUAAGUCUGUGGGAAACUAUGAAAUGAGCAUGGACAGUCUGGAGCAGUUAUUUUGUACAUAGAUACAGUGUUUAAGAAGUCCAGCAUCAAAUUGAAUGUUUGGCAAUGGAUUGUUGUUACAUCUCCCUCACCAUCAUUUCCUCUCAUCUUUCUACUGACACUAUCUGAUGACAUAAAAUACCCCAAAUAAUAUGAUAACAGAAGAGUUUAAUUCAAGUUUGAACUUGUGUAACCUAAGUGAUGAGUGGAACAAGUCACUAGACUCAACUGCUGUGUUUGUGAAAGCUUCAGUUUGCUGUUAGGCACAGCUGUAUUUAGCCCGACCCCACCAGAAGUCUCUGUGUCUCAACUUAACUCAUACUAACCACAAGGUAUGAGUUAAGUUGAGACACAGUUAGUUGAAACUUAGGUUUUAGGCCAUAUACUGAUGUAUUAAAGGGGAGAUGUCUGCACCAAAGGGUAUUUCAAAAAUUACAAGUGUGAAGCAAAUAUCAUAUUUUGUGGCACAUUUUGUUUUGUUUUUUUUAAGCCAGAGAGAGAAUCGUUUGUUGUUAUUUCUCUGCCAAAAUUGUGUUAUUCUAUAUUUCUAUUGUUGUUGACAGUUUUUUUUAUAAAAAGAUUAAAACCAACAAUGUGUUAAUCUCUCAAUACUUCAGUACUUUCCUAUGUACUGUCUGUGGCACUCAGACCCAAGCCCAUUCAUUCCUGCUGAAGACAUGAAACACGUAUAUUUAUAAAAAAGGUUCAGCAAUUUCAUAAGACAGCUGAGCACAGUUGUUUUUAGCAAACAUUAUUGACAAAACUUACUUGUGCUUUUGUUGAGGCUCUCAAAAUUAAGCCACUUUAGGGCCCACUUAAGUUUUAUAACGUCUGCAUUGUAUCAAACAGAUUUGUAACUGGUUACCACAAAAUAUUUGCCACACAGACACCUGGGGUCUUCGAAGCCCCUGAUGCUCUAGUGCUCAACAACCGUUGCCUGCUUGUUGAUCUAGUCUUGAGUAAGCUGUAUUCUUGAACUAAUGAGUUUGAUACUGUACAUGGAGGGCCUGUGGCUAUUGCUGUCAUUUGUGCGUCUUACUGUCCUCUGUCCUAACCUGUCAUUUCAUUGGCUUUAGAACACCCACACUGCGUCACACUGCCUCACAUUUACAUGUAAAUGUAGAUUAAUGUGCAUUGUUAUUGCUGUUUCACAUAAUUGGACCAGUUUCAACUGCAGUUGUAUUGGGGUAGUUGAUGAAAAAGGAUGAAAUUCUCUAAGUACAUUGAAACAGUGCAGAUUGUUGGAUAAUAACAUAUGAAAGUAGUGUAUAAAUAAAGCAGACUUUCCUUUUCUUUGCAAUUAGUAAAACAGUAAAUUGCAGCAUCACUACUAUUUUGUCAUUUACUAAGGGAAGUGGGAAAUUAUGUUCAUGAUAACAUAUCCGUAUUAUGCAUUGUUCUUUCGUUCAGGUGAACAUGCUGUUUUGCUGUUUCUCAUGAUUUUAUUUUGGGUAUGUAACUACAACGAACUUUAUAGCUUUAUAUAGAGAAGUGCUACACUGAGGAAGUUGAAUAUGUGAAAACUCACACACUGAAGUUCACAGCUGCUACUAUACCACAGAAAGCUUGAGCCUGACCUCAAUAACCAACUUCCAUCAGCAUGUACUCACUGUGUGUAUGACAUGAUUCAUACAAGCAAAUGCUGUAUAAUGAUGAACUUUACACUGGAACUUAAUUAAGGAAAUAUAAGCUUCGAUCAGUUUAUUUUUAAAGCAUGAAUAAAUGGUAUCACUUC